Molecule: messenger RNA, 3660 nt
Organism: Amphiprion ocellaris (clown anemonefish)
Lineage: Eukaryota; Metazoa; Chordata; Actinopteri; Pomacentridae
Exons: 3
Coding region: 2351-3043 (230 amino acids)
Source: RefSeq, a predicted model, not a curated record
UAUUCCAAAUCAUAAUGCUUUAUCUUUAACAAAAACUCAAGACAUUGAGUGAUUUUUUUUUCCUGGUAGGACCUUUUUUGAAACAUGUAAAAUAUAAACACAUCUAAUACCGUCUAAAUAUGCAAGGUUAUACUGUAGAUUAAAAUAAAUAAAUGUGUUUAAUUGCAAGUGAUUUUGAAGAAACGCAGUAUAUGUAGGGAAAGAGGGAAAGGGAAUUACAUGCAGUAGAAAUGUAAAGCCGGAAGUCCAACAGCUGACUGACGGCUCCGGACGCGUCCAGCAUUUUUCAAACCGGGUGCGUUCAGCUAAACGUGAUCACGUGGGCAACAUUAAACGCGCGCCAACCCCAGGUCCUGAUGGGAAGUGUUGCUGUUUGCAUCCAGCCCAAGUCUUGCUAUCUACACAGCUUCUGCACCCAGCUGAGAAUCACCGUGACGAGAAGAACUGCCUGCAAGUCUUGGUAAGUGACACGCCAGCAAAAGCUAAUGAAACAGUAGAUGUUGCAGUAGCAGUGUUUAUAUUAUGCGUCAAACGUUGGUAAAUAGAGGUGUCUCUAUUUAUGACAGAGUUUCUGCGUUAUUCUUGUAAGUCAGUUGUGUUUUUUUUAACGAGGAUUGCAGCACUUGGUCAGCUUGUUUUGUCAGAUUUGGGGGUGAAAAUGAUAAUGGCUAUUGCAUGUGAAGUGGGAAAUUUCGGUGAAGUCUGUUCAUUUCAGUAUUUUCCUUUGUUUCACAGCACCAGCACUGCUAAGGAAGGGGAGUUGAACAAAGAUUGAGGAGGUGACAACGGAUGGGAUGGCAGUGUAAGCUCUGCACAUUUGUAGAUUCAUCAAAAGGAGGACUUCUCAAGCACUAUCCAGUGACCCACCUUUGGUCAUGGAUAUUCAGUACCCUGUCUGCAUUUAAACUGUCCUUGCUCAUUCAAGACAUGGGGUGGCCUGCACACACACUUGCAUAGAUCCCACAGUUUCCAGGAACCCGAGGACGGGGAAGUUGUGCAAUCUUUUAGAUGCAAAAUGUGUGACUCAGUUUAUCCUAAUAAAAUACUUUUUUCAACAUAUUAACUCUCACUUGAAAAGACAUGAAACCACCGAAUGUGCUUUUGUUGGAUGCGAUUUCCAGACAAACAUAUAUGGGACUUAUGCAACACAAGGAAGUAGAAAACACAAGUCCUGUUCAUUGAAAGAUUUUAAGGCUGAUGUGAUUGCAUUUUUGGAGCAUUAUCCUGAUAUGAUAAGAGGGUUGGGUCCUUUAGUUGGUCUCUGGACUAUGCAUUUUGAGGCAAAGCAUCGUUUCUUUAAACGAGUUGUCAGAUACACUAACAGCUUCAGAAAUGUCCUGAUGUCACUUGCCACAAAGCACCAAAUGAUGAUGGCAUACCAUUCACAGGCAAAUGCUUUAAAGCCUGUAACAUGUGUCACAAAAGUAUCAUCUCUUCCAUUAGAGCUUCUUGAUUUAGAAAUACAGCAGUCCUUGAAGGAGGUUUACCCAACACAAACUUCUGUGAAGUUGACCACUGUAGUGAUUCACUAUGGAACAAAAUAUGUUGCCGGGAUGAUUUUGCCUUAUGGGUCUACUGGUGGCCUACCUGAUUUUGUGGAGAUUUCACAGUUUGUUGUUGUAGACCACAAUCUCAGUUUUAUUGUGAAAUUACUAAACUGCUGGUAUGAUGAACAUUUUAGAGCAUUUAUGUUGAAACACUCUGGAAAACUGACCCUGCUACAGCAUAGCGAACUUGGUGAUACAUAUCCUUUGACAGCAUAUUUUGUGAGUGGCCAACAAAUGGUUACAUUGAAACGUCACAUUGUUUGCCAGUAAUAGGUGAAGAGACUGUUGAAAUGCCCAAGACCUGCCUUCAUUCAGAUUAGUGAUUUUUCUAUUUUUAUUCAGAUGGGUUCAGUUGCCUUGAAAGUCAUUCUAGAACACCAGAGUGAGAAGCUUACCCUGUCUUCAGGAAUGCCCAGCACCGUGGAGCAGUUACACGAGACUGUGAAGGAGGCAUUUGGACUCAUUGAGGAUUUCACCCUGCAUUACUUGGAUGAGGACUUUGGUGAUUUCUUCGCACUCCAUUCUACCAACCAGAUCAAACACAAAGGGACAAUCAAAGUAGUAAUCAUUCCAUCAGUAGUGCUCAUUGACUAGCCAUACUGAAAACCAGACAGAUGUAAGCAUUUUAAGUGAUAGCUCCACCUCUGCUACUGAUUCAGGGGCAGGUUACCCAACAGAUGGUGCAUCAGUUUCUUCACAAGACACAAUUAUACUAUCCCCAUGUGAAAGCCCACGUAGGACAUUAUGGCCAAAUAGAAUUAUCAUUCCACUGUUUUCUGUGGCAACAGAGACAAUACUGAGAAAUGCCAAUGAACAGUUUGCAUGAAGAUGGUGCUGUGCUGACUAAUACUCAGAUCAAGUCUGAAAUCAUGGAGAAAUUAGCAGACUACAUGUACAGGUACACAGCCUACCCCACAAGCCUUCAGAUUGGUGAGGUGGCAGAGGCUUUAGUCAGAAAGCACCCAUGUUUGACAGAACCAGGCAGCUGUAAUGGCUGGAUUGGAUGGAUGUACAGUUUGAAGUACAAGAUGGGAAAUUACAGAUCAAAGCUUCGAAGUCUUGGAGUUCCUGAGGUUACCUGCAACAAGCACCCUGAUGAAAAGGCACCUGCAAAGAAUAUAAAGAAAGCAAGAAAAGGAGAAGUCGUGUUUCUCCCAUGCUAUCCUGGAGGAAACAGCAAGGAGCAACAAGAGCUGGACCGACGGCAGCUAAUCCCAGAGUCAAAGAAAAAGGACAGUACAGCAAUCAAGGGCUUAAUGUGCAGCACAUUUUCACAUAGAAGAAAUGAUGUCAUCAGCCUGCAGAUGAGCAUCAAAGAGAUCACUGAGAGAUGGCCUACCUUGUUUGAUAUUUUGCAGGUCAGCGUAGAGUUUCAGAGGAUCACCACAAUGAAUCUUGAGCCAAAAUUCAUGUCAAGGUUGGACUUCUGUUCCCCCAAACUGCGGUCCCUGUUCCAAGUAAAGGUGCUGCAGGAGAACGGCAUCGGGCUCGAAUGAGUGUAUUUUUUUUCGAUUAAUCAAUGAAUCGGAUAAAAAAAAAAACAAAAAAAACAGCACAUUUUUAAUUUCCGCCGCUUUAUUCAGAAAGAGAAGAUUUGGACUGACAGAGCAAAUAAGAUCAUUGUAGCGAAGCCUUCGUCUUCAACCACUGACAGAGCAAGUAAGUAGUCCAAAGAGCAAAACACAAAGUACACGCACACACAUAUAGAUAGAUAGAUAGAUAGAUAGAUAGAUAGAUAGAUAGAUAGAUAGAUAGAUAGAUAGAUAGAUAGAUAGAUAGAUAGAUAGAUAGAUAGAUAGAUAGAUAGAUAGAUAGAUAGAUAGAUAGAUAGAUAGAUAGAUAGAUAGAUAGAUAGAUAGAUAGGACAAGCACCAUAAAAAAUACUAAAUAAGUUACUUUAACUCCGGUCUAAAUGCAGUUCAUCCUGCCUCACUCCAACACAGACCAGUGUCUUCACUCAGACUUUGUGAGAAAAUUAAAACUUGAGGCUUAAUCUUUAAAUUACUAUCACCAUUGUAGGCAAGUUACGUUUAUUUAAAAAGCAUAUUCAAACCCUGCUUAAGCUGAUUAAAUUGAAAUAAAAAGUUUCACGCGCGCGCGUGCACACACACAC